AUCGAUGUUCUGUUUCACGUUAAGAUAUCGUUUAUCGAAAAGCCGAAAAAAUGGACCACGGAAAAGACAUCAGCCACAAAAUUCGGUCGGCAAUAAAGGCAAAAUUGAUAGAAUUAAAUGCAUAUGUUGAUGAUGAACUUCCAGACUAUAUUAUGGUCAUGAUUGCAAAUAAAAAGUCAGAAAAACAGAUGAACAAUGACCUUAAUUUGUUCCUAAGCCACAACACAGAAAAAUUUACAUCAUGGUUACACAGCUUGUUGAAAAAGCUGCAGAAUCUUGGGACAGAUCAACAGAAAACAAAAGAAUUGGAAAAAGUUGAAACAAAAGUCAGUGACCCUGCAAAAGAGGUUCCAUCAGUUAGUGAUAGGAAAGAAAAGCAAGUGAAGAGGCACCAUUCAACAGAAAAGAAAGAUAAGGAGAGACACAAGGAGAAAAGCAAAGAUGGUAAGGAGAAGGUCAAAGAUUCCAAGAGUGGAAACAAAGAUGGCAAGAAAGGCAAGUCUGGACUGGAAGUGGACCCAGAGAUAGAGGAUCUACUGACCAACAGAGAGGAGGAUGAGUUUGCUGCUGAGUUUAAGGAGGAAUCAGAGUCCUCCAAGGCAGCAAAAGCCAAGCAGACCGAGAGAGGUGCAUCAUCUCAGGUGAAGUCUAGUCAGAAUAGCUCUCAGAGUAAAGCCAAGUCUUCUGUGAAACCAGCCUCCAUACAUUCUCGUCUCGGUCUCCCAAUCUCAUCAGAUUCGGACCGAGGGAGGUCCUCCAAGGAAUCCCUCCCUCAGAGAAAGGAAUCCUUCCCCCAGAGAAUGGUUCAGAGACCCCUUUCUUCUUCCUCCUCUGCAUCCAAGAGAUCUGUGACUUCGCCAAAAAGAAGGCAGCCAUUGUCUGUCGUGGCAUCAGUGAAGAGGAAGUUUGAGUUGGAGGAUGAGGAUGAGGAGUAUGACCCCUAUAACCCGGCUGUGGGCAGUGUGGCCAGUGUUGUUCAGGUCUCCUCCAGACCAAGAAAGUCCAGUGUGCCAAUCACAAAACAGGCAAACAAAAACUUGAUACUCAAAGCCACAGCAGAAGCUGAGAAAUCUGUGUCCUCUGCCAUGGACACUGUGCUCAAAGAGGAAAAAAUGUACAGCGUGAAAGAAGAUGCAAGAACACGGUUAAAGAAACCUGUUACUGUCACAUUACAUGGAAGAAAUGAAUCAAAAGGAGAAUAUUCCAGUAAAUCUGUGGGGAUGUCUGGGAGAGGGCUAGUCUCAGGCUCCAGAAAGUCAGAGCUGAUGAAGAAAAUGACUUACACCAUAGAAAAUAAACCCAAGGUCCAAAGACUGGAACACAGGGAAAAAGCAAUUAAGGUCAUCAAAAAGGAAGGACAAGAAGUUGCCCGUGUGAUUCCAGUGGUGGAUAGUCGGUAUAUCCAGAUCCAAGAAAAGGUAGAGGAGGGAGACAGUGUCCAAGAUGGCUCGGAUACUAGUCCUCAGCUCCCAGUGAAUUCGGACGAAGAGCAACCAUCCCUGAGUCCUGACAUUGACCCGGAGGUGCACCGUCUAUUACAACAGGAGUCUGAGGCAGAAAUGUACCCUAACAACACAGGGGGGUCACAGAAUGGGGAGGAGCCAGGAGGUUCCCCAGAGGUGGGGGAGGAGGAAGAGAUAGAUGAAGAUGAUGAUGAGGCUCAGAGGGCCCUGUUACUGAGGCAGCAGAGUCAGCAGGCCAACAGGAAGAGGACCUUCGCCCAAACUACAAAACAGAAACCUACUGCCUUUGUAUCACCAGUGGAUACCAAGUUUAUUGUCACUCUGGAUGGCGUGAACCCCGAUGAAUUUGAAGCUGACAAAGAGUCAGGGGGUGGGGAGUUGGAGGCUAGUGAGAUCCCAAAGAAAACGAUUGUCCCUGCAGCUCCAGAAAUUAAACCUGUUACAUUCAGUCUAAAGGAUACUGAUGAUGAAGAAGAGGAAGAUAUUUUGCCUUCAAAAGUAGCCAAGUCAACAGAGAGAUGUCGUUUCUGGCCAGCAUGUGUUAAUGGCAAUUCUUGUCUCUAUCAUCAUCCUACAGUUCCCUGCAAAAUGUUUCCCUCGUGUAAGUUUGGAGAGAAGUGUCUGUACAUACACCCAAACUGUAAGUUUGAUGCUCAAUGCACCAGGAAGGAUUGUCCAUUCACCCACGCGAGUAAAAGAAACGCCACCACCACAGUGAUACAGAAGAUUGUCCAAGUCCCAGUUGCAGCUACUUAUGGCCCUGCCUUUAAUAGAGCAGCCCCCACUAGUACCCCUGUGGUCUGCAGGUUCUUCCCAAACUGCAGCAAUGUCCAGUGCACCUUCUAUCAUCCAAAGCCCUGUAGAUUCGGAAUGCAGUGUAUGAAUAAAUCUGUCUGUACAUUUUACCACCCUGCUGUGCCAAGCAAAAGCCAGUUAAAGUGGUCAGCUACCAGCAAGCAAGCUAGUACACACAUCAGCCAAAGACAGUUUGAUGCAGGAGUUGCCGAGUCCUUGACAAGCUCUUGAGGGAGAGAUGACCAUUACAUAUCUGUAAUGUUAUACUGGUUCUUGUCUCUAGAAUACUGUACUGGUACCAGACACUGAAAGCAAUGGCAGCACAGUGGGAGGAACAAUUAUUUUCUUUUAAACUUCUUAAAAAGGACAGGGAAAUUCAUUAUUUUCCUUAAACCUGUUUGUAUUUAGGAAGAUUCUUAAAUCCAACAAUUUAUUUACAGUAAUAAACUUUUAAAAAAGAAGUUCCAGCUAAUUUAGAUUUUUUCUCCAUUUCUUGUGUUUUAGGAAAAUCUCAUACUUAAUGUGUGUAUUUUGGAUUUUAUUCUGCUCUGAGAUAUUUCCUGUUAGUGUAUAAUAUUGAUUCAUGUUUUAACGACUUGAUGCUGUUAUUGGUAUUGUUUUAAUACUUUAAUCAUGUUCAAAGAGGGGAUCUUGAAUUUGAAAUGCACAAGAACAUUUUUUAGUUUACUAUGCUAAGGGCAGCAACUGUGCAACUUUUACUGUGUUUAUAGAAUUCUGUAAUUUGGUUUUGUUUAAUUAGAAUUUUCUGUAUUGAAUUUUCUUUACAAAAAAUAUUGACAACAUACAAACCAACAAGAAAUAAAAGAUUAUUACAAAU
Messenger RNA from Magallana angulata, 3096 nucleotides. Its product is annotated as zinc finger CCCH domain-containing protein 14-like. Gene Ontology annotation, molecular function: metal ion binding; poly(A) binding. Gene Ontology annotation, biological process: mRNA processing; regulation of mRNA stability. Gene Ontology annotation, cellular component: nucleus; cytoplasm. Bases 51 to 2489 code for a protein of 812 amino acids. The transcript has 18 exons. The record is from RefSeq and is a predicted model, not a curated record. NCBI's taxonomy places the organism in Eukaryota, Metazoa, Mollusca, Bivalvia, Ostreida, Ostreidae.